Phoenix dactylifera (date palm) is the source of this 4081-nucleotide messenger RNA. Lineage: Eukaryota; Viridiplantae; Streptophyta; Magnoliopsida; Arecales; Arecaceae. The record is from RefSeq and is a predicted model, not a curated record.
UUAGAUGCAAGCAAUAUUUUGCCUCUUCGCUGAACUUCCCCACUCUUCUGUAGAAAUUUUCUUUGAAUUGAUCGUUGUAACCUUCUCUCUCUCUCUCUCUCUCUCUCUCUCUCUCUCUCUCUCUCUCUCUGUGUGUGUGUGUGUGUGUGUGUGUCUCCACAACUCCCAGCUCAGAAACCCAGGUUUCUCUGCCAAUGAAUACUGUCUUUUUUUUUUCAAGUUUGCUUCAGAAAUUAGCAGUAUAUAUGCUUUAGUUUGUCUUGUGUUGAUUUCAUAAUUUCUGUACUUCCGAUUUAUAAAGGUGAUCGCAGUAGCCUUCAAUAUGCCAACAGAAGUUGCAUAUGGGGUGUAUAACUUCUAUUGUCAUAGUUCGAUCCUGUUUCCUUUUCCUUCUCUAGAAUUUUUAUCUCCAAUAGUUGUCACAAAAAAAAAUAAUCGGAUUAGCUUCUUUUAUCUCCAAGCCAAUAGAUAGUUUCCUUCACAAAAUUCGUUGCAAGCAAGCUCAUGAAGCAGUCUUCUUUUGAAUAUUUCUUCUCUUGUUUUCCAUCUAACUUCUUUAUUCUACUAAAUACUUUCAUUCUUGCUUUCCUUCAUUUAUCCAUACCGAACUUUCUUUUUUGUAGAAAUAUUGAUGGGAGUGCAUCUGAUGUAAUAAGUGCUAUUGCCAUAUAAGUUCUUAUUCACCUUUUUCAUUUUUUUAAUUUGUAGUUCAACAUUUGAAUCCCAUCCUCUCUUGAUUUAUGAUAAUUUACUACAUCAUGGGAUUUCUGAUGUUUCCUUGCCGCUUCAUAGAAAUAAGCACAGCAGAUUUAUUGAUGUAUACUGUGCAUGUUUAAUUUUUUAUUUAUGAUCACAAUUAUUUUACAAUAAAAUUUCCCCCUAGAUUUGUUUAUGAAAACAGAAGAAUUUUUUUUAGCCAAUUAGUCUUUGCUCAGCCAAUUGGCAUCUCUCUCCUCUCUGCUUACACUGGGAGAGGUCUCGAGUUUGGCUGGGAAUGGUGGCAAGAGCCAUUAUUUUUUCUUAAAAUAAGACUGUGUUUUCCCUAUUUUCCCAAUCAUCAGCUUCUUCAACUUCAGAGAUACUGUCUGCAGAUUUUCUUUUUCUUUUGUUUGGAAUGCAGUAACAUGACUCAACUCAUCAUCUUUCCCUGCCACUUUAACACUGUCAUCCCAUAAAUUAUUAGAGGAAAAAAGUUAUGCUUUAACUUGGAUUUCUUCGCAAAUAGGAUAUACUAUUAAAUCUUGUUAGCAUAACAGAUGUAGAUUUGAUUUUCUUUUCUUCUUCUUUUUUUCCCCAGACUUGUGAAGUUUUUUAUACAUUUUCCCUAGUUUUUAUCUUUCUGACCAAAUUUCUACCUCUCUCCUUCCAUCUUUUUCAGUGUCUGGAAGGAUUUAUAACCGAGGAACUGGGUUGAGAUUUUAAAACAUCAUUGCCUUUCUCGGAGAGGAAAAGAGCAUAUAAUUCUAGGAUUCCUUUACUGAUUUCUUUGCACAGUAUGUUUCAUCUUUCCCUAAGUUUUGUUUGGAACAAAUAACUUGAAAACCAAGCAUAGAAUAUUUUUCAGUCUGGUUUUGCAUGAGAUUCUAGAGCUGUUAACUUCUAUGGAUAACCUUUGUGUUGCUUCUUCUUUCAAAUAUGCUUUUCUUGCAUGAGCAUACUGGCUCCAAAUUUUCCUUUGCAGCUCGGAUGCAUGGAAUAGUAGUACAAAAUCCUAUAGAGUUUUGGAAAAACAUCAAGAGUUUUUUAUACUGAUUCUGGUUUCAGCUCGAGCCCGAAGAAUUCAUAGGAAGGUACCUGGAGAUGGGAUGUUCAACUUCAAAAUUGGAUGAUCCGGAGGCUGUCCGGAUCUGCCGGGACAGAAAGAAUUUUAUCAAAGAGGCCAUCGAGCAGAGAAACCGGUUCGCUUCUGGUCACAUUGCUUACAUCCAGUCUUUAAGGCGUGUCUCCCUUGCUCUUUGUACUUAUGUUGGUGGAGAUGAAGACCAUGGCUUCUUCUUCUUAGAUUCCUACACAACACCACCAUUGACACAGGUCAGAAAGGUAAGCCCUGAAGUCAUCUCAAUUCCUUUAAAAUGCUUCACACUGACACCAACCAAGCCAGGCGAAAGCAGCUCUUUUGUUGCGAAUUACUUUAGACCGGGCGAAAUUCCAUCAGUUUCUAUUGAGGAAGUGCCUGAGUCACCAGAAAUUGUGAGAAUUGAAUCCUACUACCCUAUGGAUGAUCAUUAUGGCAUCAAUAGUUCUUUCACCGCAGAUGCUCCACCACCGAGCACAUCAUUCUUCUCUUCACCUUAUAACAGACCAAGCUAUCCACCAGCAUCACCUCAAACCUCAAACUGGGACUUAUUCUGGAACCCUUUCUCAUUGAUGGAUACAUAUGGAUACCCUCCUAUGAACAGUCUUGAUCAGGUAAUAGAUGAUGAUGAGAUAACAGGGUUAAGGAUGGUUCGGAAAGAAGGGAUUCCUGAAUUGGAAGGAGAGGAAGACAAAAAUAACAAAGAGAAUGAAGAAUCUGUGAAGGUGGAAAUGGUAAAGAAACCAAAGGUUGUCCCAGAACAUACUGGAGAAAAGGUCAGCAGAGAUAGAGAUAAAGAUGAUGACAAAACUAGGAAGGUGAAUGAAGUGAAGGAGCUUCAGUCUCAAGGCACAGAGAGUAUGGAAGUAUCAGAAUCUAGGAAGGCCAUGGUUCUUGAGGUCAAUAACGAGCAGGGAGUCGUGAGCAAUAGAGAGAGUACACAAGAAACUCCUCGUUUUACAGUAUAUGUGAACAGAAGACCCACAAGUAUGGCAGAAGUUAUGAAGGAUGUAGAGGGGCAGUUCUUGAGAAUUUGUGAUUCUGCUAACGAGGUUUCAGUGAUGUUGGAAGCAAGCAGAGCUCAGAAAUCCUCGAACUCAAUAGCAGUUUGGAUGUUGAACCCAGCUUCUUUGUUCCAUUCAACAUCAUCCCUUUCAUCAUCUUCUAGGCUCCUCAAAGCUUCUUCCACUUCGAGGGAUGAUGGCAAUGAAAAUGGUGGUAAUCACUCAGAGGAAUCUCUUAUGAUAUCUGGAAGCCACAAGUCAACCCUGGACAGAUUAUAUGUAUGGGAAAAGAAGCUAUAUGAAGAAGUCAAGGCUGAAGAACUUUUGCGUAUAGCAUAUGAGAAGAAAUGCAUGCAGCUUAGGAGUCAAGAUCUGAAAGGGGCAGAGCCUUCUGUUGUUGAUAAAACAAGAGCUGCGAUAAGAGAUCUCCAAACUCGGUUAAAAGUUUCUAUAAAUUCAAUGGAGUAUGUUUCAAAAAGGAUUGAAACGUUACGUGAUCAGGAAUUAUAUCCACAGCUUGUGGAUUUGAUACGAGGGUUAGCGAGGAUGUGGACGGCCGUGGCGGAGUGCCACCGGAUCCAGAAGCGCACAAUAGACGAGGCCAAGCUCCUCCUCUUCUCCUCCUCCCCCGCCGCAGUCCCCGCCGGAGCUCCGCCGCCAAGGGCCUCCCGCUCCGCCGCCCGCCUCGAGGCAGAGAUCCGGAACUGGCGCUCCUGCCUCGCGGCCUGGAUCGAGGCCCAGCGGUCCUACGCCCGCGCCCUCGCCGGCUGGAUCCUCCGUUGCGCGCCGCCCACGAGGGACACCGGCGACCAGUCGGCGCAGGUGUCGCCGCUUUCCGGCGCCAGCGGAGCGCCCCCGCUCUACGGGGUCUGCGUGCGGUGGUCCCGGGUGCUCGACGCGGUCGACGAGAAGAAGGCGAUCGAGGGCGUGGAUUUCUUCGCGGCGGGGGUAGGGUCGGUGACCGGGCAGCUGAGGGAGGGGGCGGCGGCGGCGGCGGAGGGGCUGGGGAUGAUGACGGCGGAGGCCUGCGCGAGGGUGCUGUGCGCGGGGAUGUCGGUCGCCGCCGGAACACUUGCGGAAUUCGCCGGCGCGUCGGCGGAGGGGUACGAGGCGUUGCUGAAGACCUGGGAGGAGGGUGGAAGGGAAGGUGGGGUGGAUUCGUAGUAUGGGAACAGUUUGGGCUGAUAACUUAUCCGUGAUUAAUAUUAAGUUCUUAAUCGCAAUAUAUGUGACAAUCUCAAGCAUGGCUACCAGUUCAAUUAUGUGACAAUCUCAAGCUUGG